Botrytis fragariae is the source of this 1236-nucleotide messenger RNA. RefSeq names its product putative mitochondrial outer membrane protein mmm1 protein. Lineage: Eukaryota; Fungi; Ascomycota; Leotiomycetes; Helotiales; Sclerotiniaceae. The record is from RefSeq and is a predicted model, not a curated record. Gene Ontology annotation, cellular component: ERMES complex; endoplasmic reticulum. Gene Ontology annotation, molecular function: lipid binding. The coding region runs from base 1 to 1236 and encodes 411 amino acids. Gene Ontology annotation, biological process: phospholipid transport; mitochondrion organization. The transcript has 3 exons.
AUGACAAUCCCGGCUCCCAUUCCGGACAAGGCUGAAUCCUCACUCUCAUUUACCCAAGGACUACUAUUAGGCCAGCUUUCGAUCGUCAUCCUCAUCGGAGCUUUCAUCAAAUUCUUCAUCUUUGGCGAUCCUCCCUCUCCAGAUGUAUCCGCUGCUCUCCGAGCUACAGAGCGCCGUUCUAGAACCCUCGCACACAAAAGAUCUCUCCUCACUCUCCGCAGCUCAACACCACGCCAUGCUUCCCAACCUCUCAAUCGCAAACGCUCUAGCGUUCUGAGGAACCCAGCGCCGUUGACUACCAAUGCUAUUCUGAGUAAAACAUACUACAAUGUGGAUAGUCAUCAACCGGAAAGUUUAGAUUGGUUCAACGUAUUGAUCGCACAGACGAUUGCACAAUUUCGCGCGGAUGCUCAGCAUGAUGAUGCGAUUCUCACUAGUCUAACGAAGGCUUUGAAUGGGGGGAGUCGCCCUGAUUUCCUGGAUGAGAUCAAAGUCACGGAAUUGAGUCUGGGAGAGGAUUUUCCGAUUUUCAGUAACUGCAGGGUUAUUCCGGUGGAUGAGGAUGGGAUGACGUUGGGGAGGGAAGGAGGGGCUGCGGGGAGAGAGCAUGGCAGGUUACAGGCUAGGAUGGAUGUAGAUUUGAGUGAUUUUAUCACGUUGGCGGUGGAAACGAAGUUGCUGCUGAAUUAUCCAAAACCGCUGGUUGCGGUGUUGCCGGUGGCGUUGGCGGUUUCGGUCGUGAGGUUUAGUGGGACUUUGUCUAUUUCGUUUGUCCCGGGAAGUCCGUUGAAUGGGAGUCCUACGACGCUGGCGUUCUGUUUCCUGGAUGAUUAUCGAUUGGAUCUUUCGAUACGUAGCUUGGUGGGAAGUCGAUCGAGAUUGCAAGAUGUGCCGAAAAUUGCGCAGUUGAUUGAGGCGAGGUUACAUACUUGGUUUGACGAGCGCUGUCAUGUGGCCGAGGAAGAAGAAUACGAGGGGGGAGAGGAUUUGGAUACGGGGUCUGAUGCGGGGGGUAUUGGGAGGGCGAGGAGUAGAGAUGUGGAGAGGGAUUUGAGGGAGGAGGCUAGGAAGGAGGUUGAGGCUGAAACGGGGGUUAGAGUGGGGAGAAGUAGGUUGGGGGUUAGUUUGGAUGUGCCGGAUGAGGGGAGUGAGAAUGGUUUGAGGUUUAGGAGGAAAAGUAGGGGGAGAGAUGAAUAUUCUAUGCCCGGGAGUAUGCCGGGUUUGAGUAUGACGUAG